GUCUUCUUCGAGCACAAACCCUGCUCCUCUCAUUCAACCUCGCCAUCCCCGUUACGCACACAGCAGACCUACCUCCUGCUCGUUCCUUGUCCGCGUCCUUCUCUGUUCUGUAUCUGGAGAAAUCUCGGGUUCGGUAGAAAAUGUCGGACUACAUCGAUCAAUCUUCGUCACUGACUGUCCCCACCGUCACUUCUGACGUUGUUGCUGAAGAGUUCAACCAUCUGGCAAUCGAUGUCGAACGUCCAGAUCUGAACAAGAACGAUGCGGACGAUCAGGUUCUGGAUUCGUCCAUCUCCAAUUGCCUGAGCAUUGUCUCUGCUGAUCAAUCUGGAUCUGCUUCUUUGCUGUUCGAUGGCAGCAAGCUGAUGGAACUCAGCGAGGGAGACACCGUCUACCGCUUUAUCAAGCAGACAUUCGUCUCAAAACUAGGUGACCUUGGGGCGCAAGUUACUGUGGUGGCGAUCCACCAGAAUGACUACUCCAGCUCCUCGGCGAAAGCACGGGCCGUGGCUUUUCAACUUUACUCAGAGGCAGUGCAGAAGAAAGGCGGCAGCAACACCGCCAACGUGAGCUACGCAUGGUGUGCGACCUCAAAGGAGGAAGUCCCAAAGAUCUUCUCCUGUGGGUUCAACUUUAGUGAGAAGCAUGAGAACAAUGGCUUCUUUGGUUGUGGAGUUUAUUUUGCUCCACUUAAUCAUCCUCUUGAAAGCAUUGUGACUGCUCCCGUUGAUAAUGAUGGCCUACGACAUAUGUUGCUUUGCCGUGUCAUACUGGGGAAAUCAGAGCUUGUUAGUCAUGGCUCAGAACAAUCUCUCCCUAGUUCAGAACAGUACGAUUCGGGCAUCGAUGACUUAUCAUCUCCAAGAAGAUACAUAAUUUGGAGCACCCACAUGAACACUCAUGUGUUGCCGGAGAUUGUUGUCAGCUUUAGAGCCCCUUGUUUCUCAAGAGGGUCACUGAGAACUCCGAAGAAAUGGAAUCCAAACUCCCCUUACAUCCCGUUUCGGUUUUUCAUGAAGGAAUUCUCGAAAACCUUCCCUCCAUCUGACAUUGAUUUGGUCUCAAAGUAUUAUAAAGCUUACAAAGAGAGAAGGAUGUCAAAGCAGCUGCUAGUACGAAUAGUCAGGAAAAUCACUGGUGAUAGGUGGCUAAUUGGAAUCAUCAACAGUUUCCGAGCUAAGUAUUAUCGGGCGUGAAGCGGGUGAUCGUGGGACCAGGGACGGACUUGAAUAAGAUUUGGAUGCGGGACGUAUGAACAAGAUAGUUUUUCCAUUUUGAUGAGUUCAGAACACACAGCGGCACGAGCAAAUGGUACAAGGAGGAGGCCCAUCCGGAUUGGACGCUGACGCAGCUGCUGACUCUUAUAUUGGAAAAAAGACUUGGAAUUUCUAAUUUUCUAUGAUUUGAACAUUUGUGCUUUUUUAUAAUCAUAAACAGCGGUCUUCUCUUG
Eucalyptus grandis is the source of this 1450-nucleotide messenger RNA. RefSeq names its product probable inactive poly [ADP-ribose] polymerase SRO5. The record is from RefSeq and is a predicted model, not a curated record. The transcript is spliced from 6 exons. Bases 141 to 1196 code for a protein of 351 amino acids. Gene Ontology annotation, molecular function: NAD+ poly-ADP-ribosyltransferase activity. NCBI's taxonomy places the organism in Eukaryota, Viridiplantae, Streptophyta, Magnoliopsida, Myrtales, Myrtaceae.